GCUAGAGGCUAUAAAGGAUUGAUCGGUGUCCACACACGUAGUAAAAGUUAUCGUCUCCCCUCACUCAACACACAUCAGGAAAUUAAUAAAUUUACAGAAGCUAGCUAGGUUGAAGAAAAGUAGUUGUGAUGAUUAAUUAAUUUCUACAAGGCCGGAUUAUAAUCAUGCUGCCUUCUUCUUUAUCCUCGACGCUCAGUGCUGCUGCUUCUACAGAUGUCUUCGACAUUGGAAGGCACAGCACAGUGCUUCUGAAGAUCGAGCCUGCUGAUGAGACUUGCUCCUUUUUAAAGAAGAAGUCAUCCUCAUCCUCAUCCUCAUCCUCGUCCUCAUCUUCUUCUUCUGGUAAUGACAGUACUGAUCAUCCGCCCCCAAAGCCGCUGUUGAUUGCUGCCCCCUCUGACGAUGGAGAAUUCCCAGUGUUGCUGUUCCUCCAUGGUUACCUCUUCUACAACUCCUUUUACUCCCAGCUUCUCCAACACAUCGCUUCCCAUGGCUUUAUUGUCGUUGCUCCUCAGUUAUAUGUUGUGGCUGGAGCGGACGCAACUGGGGAAACAAACUCUGCUGCUGAAAUUGCAAAUUGGUUACCUCAAGGCCUCCAAGACUUUCUCCCUGCCCAUGUCCUCGCCAACCUGAAGAAGCUAGGACUCGCCGGCCACAGUCGCGGCGGCAAGGUCGCGUUCGCGCUAGCCUUGAAUAAAGUAGCCACCUCCACCACCACCUUAAAAUUUUCAGCCUUGAUUGGUAUAGACCCAGUUGAUGGAAUGGACAAAGGGAAACAAACUCGGCCUCCCGUCCUCACCUAUGUUCCCCAGUCCUUCGAUCUCAGUAUGGCGGUGCUAGUGAUUGGUUCGGGCCUCGGUGAGGUGAAAAGGAACCCUCUCUUCCCUGCCUGCGCCCCCAAGGGAGUUAACCAUGAAGACUUCUUUGAGGAGUGCAAAGAUCCUAGAGGCCAUUUUGUGGUGAAGGAUUAUGGUCAUGUAGACAUGUUGGAUGAUGACACUGAAGGAGUUAGGGGCAAGGCUUCGUAUUGUUUGUGCAAAAAUGGGAAAUCAAGGGAGCCCAUGAGGAGGUUUGUAGGGGGGGCUGUGGUUGCUUUCAUGAAAGCUUAUUUGCAUGGAGAGUUUGGGGACUUGGUGGCCAUUAGAGAGGGGAAGGUGAUGUUGCCUGUGGAGCUUCAAGAUGUUGAUUUUCUUGUGUGAAGCUAGGUUAAUUGAGCUUGUUUUUAGUUUGGAGCUAGGAUGUUUUUCGAUUGGGUUUGAAUGGGUUUAGACAUUGGAAUUUAGUUAAAUUCAAUUAGAAUCCAAAGUUAAUCUA
Molecule: messenger RNA, 1314 nt
Organism: Malania oleifera
Lineage: Eukaryota; Viridiplantae; Streptophyta; Magnoliopsida; Santalales; Ximeniaceae
Product: chlorophyllase-2-like
Exons: 2
Coding region: 165-1199 (344 amino acids)
Biological process (GO): chlorophyll catabolic process
Molecular function (GO): chlorophyllase activity
Source: RefSeq, a predicted model, not a curated record